CUUCAUAAUUAAUCAACUUACACAAAUCAUGUAAUAUGUACGCCAAUAAUUAGUCGCACAAAUCGAUAUCAAUAAUAAUGUCUGAAAACUACAGCUGCCAUCCUUAGCCAUAAGCUUCUUCCCAUUAUUUCUCCCCCAUAUCUUCUAUAAAUACUCCAUUCCCCAUUCCAUCAUUCCUCACAGUAGCUUCUGCUUUCCUCUCUUACCCAAUUCAUGGCCUCCUCUGUGUCUCCUCUCUCCCCUUCAUUCUUCUCCCUUCUUCUUAUACUAAUAUCUACCUCCUUCGCCGCCGCCGGCAACUUCAACAAUGACGUUGAUAUCAUAUGGGGCGACGGCCGUGGAAAGAUAGUCAAUAACGGCCAGCUCCUCACUCUGUCUCUUGAUAAGUCCUCUGGCUCCGGCUUCCAGUCUAAGAACCAGUUUCUCUUCGGCAGAAUAGAUAUGCAGAUCAAGCUAGUUUCAGGGAAUUCGGCAGGCACUGUCACAGCCUACUAUUUAUCGUCGCAAGGAGCAGCGCAUGAUGAGAUAGAUUUUGAGUUCCUCGGAAACCUCACCGGCGAUCCUUAUAUAGUGCACACCAACGUUUACACGCAGGGGAAGGGGAACAGAGAGAUGCAGUUCUACCUCUGGUUUGAUCCCACCAAAGACUUCCACACCUAUUCCAUCCUUUGGAAUCCCAGCCACAUUGUAUUCUACGUGGAUGGAACUCCCAUUAGAGAAUUCAAGAAUCUCGCGGCGACCAAAGGGGUUCCUUACCCGAACAAUCAGGCCAUGAGACUGUACUCAAGUCUCUGGGAUGCGGAGGACUGGGCAACAAGAGGAGGGCUAGUGAAGACUGAUUGGAAUCAAGCUCCGUUCAUGGCAGGAUUCAGGAACUUGAACGCCGACGGCUGCGUUCAAGGUCCUCUCGCUUCUUCUUCUUCUUGCGGCUCAAAGGCAUGGAUGAAUCAAGCACUGGAUGCAGAGAGCUUGAAGAAGAUGAAAUGGGUGCAGAGCAAUUAUAUGGUUUAUAACUAUUGCAGUGAUGUGAAGAGGUUUCCGCAGGGACUUCCUCCUGAGUGCUCUGCAAAGUAGAUGGAGAAGAAAUAUAGUUCAUAUGGUGUUGAUUGGAGUUUGUGAAUAGUAAAGGUUAUUGUUUUGAUGGGAAGUCAAUAAGCUUCUGUGUUUAGUUUGUUAAUGAAGAAUUGCUCGUUUGUGACUCGAAGCUUCUUCUUGGUACUUCGAAAGUUAAAAGGUGGCCUCAUGUUUAUCCUAAUCAAAAUUUGAAAAAUUCUAUCAACAGAAAA
Dendrobium catenatum is the source of this 1286-nucleotide messenger RNA. Its product is annotated as xyloglucan endotransglucosylase/hydrolase protein 24-like. Gene Ontology annotation, biological process: cell wall biogenesis; xyloglucan metabolic process. Bases 214 to 1074 code for a protein of 286 amino acids. The record is from RefSeq and is a predicted model, not a curated record. The transcript has 3 exons. Gene Ontology annotation, cellular component: apoplast; cell wall. Gene Ontology annotation, molecular function: hydrolase activity, hydrolyzing O-glycosyl compounds; xyloglucan:xyloglucosyl transferase activity. Lineage: Eukaryota; Viridiplantae; Streptophyta; Magnoliopsida; Asparagales; Orchidaceae.